This is a messenger RNA of Wickerhamiella sorbophila, 3021 nucleotides long. RefSeq lists its product as hypothetical. The record is from RefSeq and is a predicted model, not a curated record. NCBI's taxonomy places the organism in Eukaryota, Fungi, Ascomycota, Dipodascomycetes, Dipodascales, Trichomonascaceae. The transcript has a single exon. The coding region runs from base 1 to 3021 and encodes 1006 amino acids.
AUGCCUGAAAGUCCACGAGACGGCAAGGUCUCAGAGUUUCUUCGAGAAGUCAAAGAACUAGACAAGUCGGUCGAGCGACAAGAUUCCCUACGUACCCACAGGCUCGAACGUGACAUUAUGGAAGACCGACAGAGACGCCGGGACGCAGCGUCAAGCGACCGCUAUGACGACCGCUACGACAAUCGCCACGAUGAUCGCUACGAUGACCGUCUCCGCCGCGAACGUUCUGACGACUACGACGAUGAGCGUGCCAGCAACCGUUCUUCAGCUCGUGUUUCUCAAUCAUCGUCUCGCCAGUGGGUUGACGAAGACGAUGAUAUGGAGCCAUCGCGAUCCAAUGACUCUCGCAGAGUACCCGGUAGAGAUCGUGAAAAGUACAAUCGCUGGGUUGAAGAACACAAAGCCCAUCGCGAGCCCAGUCGCCGUGAAGAGGCACCCUAUCGCUCGGGCGGAUUCAGCAAGAAGCUCCUUGGGGGUGGCCCGCUCGUAAAAACCAAAAAGCCAUUGCUGGGUGCCUUAUUCAAAGACCCAGGCCGGCAUUCUGAAGGAGGCUCCCACCACCAUCAUCACCAUCACCACCCUCACAGGCCGCACCGCCGUCAGGAACGCAGCCCCAGCCCCAGCCGAGACCGUGGCCGUGACGACGAUAGCUACGACUCGAGACGAACUGACGAUCGUAGAAGUGAGCGUAGUAGCUACAGUAGCCGUGAACGUGAGCAUCAUAUUGAUCCAUUGCGUAAACCUACUCAGUUGGUCACUCACUCUGUUUCGCAUUCAGGUGAUAUCAUGAGACAAGCCGCUCAUCCAAUGCAUCGCUCGGGUCAAUACAAUCGCGUCUACAACACUCCUGCAAGUGAACGUCUGAAAGAUUUUGAUACUACGGAGGACGACGAGAACGAUGAAGAACGAUUUAGGAGAUUGGCUGAAAGGGAGCGUGAGUUGGCCAGAGAGCGAGAUCAACAAAGUGACGGUGGUGGCUCUCGAACGAGCUCAGUUCGUUCUAGCAAAACGCAACCUUCAUAUUCUAGUUCCAAAUCUGCCGAGAAAUCUGACGAAGCUGGUGGUGACGAUGCCCCUGCUCUCCCAAGUCGACCAGGUCGUGUGUCGAGUAGAGACGAUAAACUGGAACGCCUACGCCAACUGCGCUCGUCAAAGCAAUCCGACGAACCUGAUCUCGAUUCUGACCACAAAGAUAAUCGGGCCAGCGAACGGCCUCGUCGUGAGUUUUCCUCAGAUGAAGAAAAUGGCACACCAAAGAAGCCCUCCUCUGUCUCAAAUUCCGAUUCCGACGUUAGUGACUCUGAAUCUAAGGCCAAAAACCCUUCUGCAAAGAAACCGUCUGCAUCGUAUUAUGGGGCACCAACCCGUAGCACGCCAGCUUUCAUCAAAAGUGCGGUCGGUCGUCGCGAAGAUGACAGAGGUGAAUCAGAAAGCGAAGAGGAAAUCCGUAUUCCCAACCCGGUGCCUCGCACCGAACGUUCAUUUGUGGAAAGUGCGCGUGAGAAGGUACCUCCUACCCAACGUCGUGAGCUCCCUGAUCGCUCCAAGCUCUGGAGACCAGAGCCCAGAGAUCGUUCUCCACGCCGUGAAUCCGAUUAUGAGAUGAAACUAGGGGCUAGAGACCGUUCUCCACGUCGCAAUUUUGAACGGGAAGAAUCUCCACACGCUAGACGCCCCUCUCCACGUCGUGAUGUUGAUCAUGCGGAGAGAUCACGCGCCAGGGAUCGAUCCCCACGUCGUAAUGUUGAUGAGAUGCCACGCGCUAGAGAUCGAUCCCCACGCCGUGGAUCGGAUUACGGGAUGAAACCCAAUGCUCGAGACAGUUCUCCUCGUCGUAAAUUCGACCGUGAAGAAUCGUCACGUGGUAGGGAUCUCUCUCCGCAUCGUGAUGUUGACUAUGAGGAAUUGCCACGAGCUAGAGACCGGUCCCCACGCGAAGCCAGAAGGAGCACUAGACAGCGCUCCCCAGAACGUGAAUACGACCGCGAGGAACCUUCCGGCCGGUUCGACCGUUUGCCACGGAAAGAGCCUCUUCCCACACCACCUACGAACCGUAAAGUUUCUCAUGGUCUGAACACAGCCAAGGCUAAUCUUAAAUCUGUCGGGCUGAGAGAGGUUAGUCCGGAGGCAAUUAAUGCCGGCGAUGGCUUCCAGCCACCACGUUUACGCAGCAUUAGCCCUGAGAAGCGCACGGACACGGCAAUUGAUGAAGCCGAGGAACGCAUCGCAAAUCUCAAACUCAAAAAGCCUCCGCCCCGAAAGGUCUCAGCUCCUAAACCUGCUGAAGCUGCUACUAAGCUUAAGGAGCUGCGGGGUGUUGAGCCUGCGCCUGUUCGCAAAGAGUCUGUUCCCGAAGCAUUGAAAAAGUUGGAGAGUCUUAAGCCGUCUGGUGUUGUUAAGCACGAUGUUGUUGACGAACACAAAGAGGCUGUAAAAUCGGGCAAACAGCAGCUAAAGAACGUUGAGCAGCAGAAGCGUGAUGUCCGUGACGAAAUGAAGGAAAUGGUGCAGUCCCAAAAGGCAUCACUAAAGCGUUCUGAAAGUCCACCGCCUCCACCCGCACCUCGUAGUCAGGGAUUUGCAGAUGACCUUUCAUCUGUGCUAAUGCGUGGCCCCAGUCGCGAGUCCCUCGGUGGUGGGCCACUGCGCCGGACUUCCACAAUUGACAGCGACUCCAGUGCGGACCAACAUCUUGAUCAUAUGACCAAGUCACGGCCCAAAGGACCCAAGCGGCGGUUGCCAGCGAGCCACUCCAGUAGCCAUGAGGAUCUGGUAGACACUCCAUCAAACGCAGCUAUCAAGGAGCGUGAUAUAACGCCUUCCAGAAUUGGUUCUGGUGGUGGUCGUGCCAAGUUUGACACUUCAUUUUUGAAUGCUGAGGAAAAACCUGAUGAUGAGCGAAAGGCCCCCAUCAAGUUACCCACUGGAAAACAACAAAGCGAUGAUUCCGAAGAUGAGGAUGUUCGUAAAGCUCGGCUUGCAGCUUUAGCCAAGAAAAAGCCGCCUAAACGCACAGCAUAA